AUGGAUUCUUAUCACUAUACUAGUUAUAACAUAUUUAAUAGCAGUUUGAAGAGUAUUCCUGCACCAGGAGAGCUGAAUAUUAGUGCAACUCAUUUCUCGAAUUCCAUUUUGUUACAAAUUAGGUUGAAUGGUGAAAUGAACUGUACAUUAGACAUAACAACAGCAGGAUUACGUCCAAUAGAGCAUGAUGUAAUGCAUAGACCUAUUGCAGGAAUAAAUAAUAUUAACGGAAAAGAAAAAAACCAAGAAGAAAGCAAUUGUGAUCAGGAGGAAGAAGAGCUUUUCAUAAGAGAUAAUUUAUCCGAUUAUACUGUACGGGUUAAAUUAGGUGAUUCUAAUGACCCUAAAUUACCAGUUAUUGCCACCCAGAUUGCAGAAUUAUACCAAAGAAUAAUUAUCCCUAACUUACAUAAAGGAAAUACUUUUCCUGAUCAUUUUUCAAACAUUAAUCUAACAAUUACGUUAAGCUCUAAAAUAUGGUCAAUAGAAAAUAGGAACAUUAAAGGGACGAAUAAUGAUAAUAAUAAUAGCAAUGAAGACUUUGCCAAAUUAGUUUUUGUAUUAAAAUCUAUAAAACAAAUGUAUCAAUAA
Arxiozyma heterogenica is the source of this 591-nucleotide messenger RNA. RefSeq names its product Irc25p (gene IRC25). The coding region runs from base 1 to 591 and encodes 196 amino acids. NCBI's taxonomy places the organism in Eukaryota, Fungi, Ascomycota, Saccharomycetes, Saccharomycetales, Saccharomycetaceae. The transcript has a single exon. The record is from RefSeq and is a predicted model, not a curated record.